AUGCAGAGUCCAGAAUUCGACAAUCCAAUUCUACAUCGACAUAGGGGCUCUUCCCAGGAAACGGAAAGCUAUUACGUUGGCGUUGAUGUAGGCACCGGCUCGGCGCGAGCCUGCAUCAUCGACUCAACGGGUGAAAUCAAGGCUCUGGCAAGCGAAGAUAUCAAGCUUUGGCAUCCAUCAAGCUAUGGGGGAACGCACUAUGAACAAUCUACCACUGACAUAUGGCGGGCUGUCGCAACGUGCAUUCGGACGUGUCUCUCCACUUCUCGAGUCCCUUCUACAAGCAUCAAGGGAAUUGGCUUCGACGCAACUUGCUCCCUGGCAGUUUUCACCUCUGACACCGACGAACCCGUUCCUGUUACCUACCCUGACUUCGCUAAUGAUGGCAACGACCGCAACGUUAUUCUCUGGCUGGACCAUCGAGCGCUCGCCGAAGCCGAAGAAAUCAACGCCACCAGGCAUCCACUCCUCCGCUACGUUGGCGGCACAAUGAGCCCGGAAAUGGAGGUACCCAAAGUGUUAUGGCUGCAGCGGCACAUGCCACCUGAUCUGUUCAGAAAAUGCAAGUUCUACGACCUCGCAGAUGCUUUGACACAUAUGGCGACCGGAACCGAAACACGCAGCUUUUGCAGUGCGGUGUGCAAGCAGGGCUACGUUCCUGUUGGCAUAGAUGGUAGCAUCAAGGGCUGGCAAGAGGACUUCUGGCGCACGUUGGGUUUGGGCGAGUUGGUUGAAGAAGAGUUUGCACGGAUCGGGGGUGUAGAUGGGGUGAACGGAUCAUUUCUGAGCGCUGGCGAGCUUGUUGGCCGCUUGUCAGAAAGGGCAGCAAAGGAUUUUGGUCUCCCAGCCGGUAUUCCUGUCGGGAGUGGUGUCAUCGAUGCCUACGCUGGUUGGAUAGGCACCGUUGGUGCUCGGGUGGGUCUGGACCCGAAGGAUGAGGAGUCUCUACCCAACGACGUCUCCCAGGCAUUCACGCGACUGGCGGCUGUUGCAGGGACAUCAACCUGCCAUCUCGCCAUGUCGCGUGAGCCAGUGUUUGUGCCGGGAGUAUGGGGACCAUAUCGAGACGUCGUCAUCCCGGGCUUUUGGAUGGCAGAAGGAGGGCAGUCGGCGACCGGCGAGCUCCUGAAGCACAUGCUCGAGAAACAUCCUUCAUACCAGGAGACACUCAAGGAUGCCAAGGCAACCGGCAAAAACAUUUAUGAGUUUCUCAACGGUCAUCUGCGGCAGCUCGCCUCGUCCCACAAGGCACCUUUCAUUGGCUACCUUGCUAGGCACCUCUUCUUCUAUGGUGACCUCUGGGGCAACAGGUCUCCGAUCGCAGACCCGACAAUGCGUGGAGCAAUUAUAGGCCUUAGCAGCGACACAAGCCGUGACAAUCUUGCGAUCACAUACUAUGCGACAAUGGAGUUCAUUGCGCUGCAGACGAAGCAAAUCAUCCAGACGAUGAACGAGGCGGGUCAUGGGAUCCGCGGCAUCUUCAUGAGCGGUAGUCAGUGUCAAAACGAGUUGCUGGUGGAGCUGAUUGCGACGGCAUGCGAGAUGCCAGUUGUAGUGCCGCGUUAUGUCAACGCAGCAGUGGUCCAUGGAGCAGCAAUGCUGGGAGCCAAAGCUGGAAGCGCUGGCCCGGAGGGGAAGACGGAGCCACUGUGGGACAUAAUGACACGAAUGAGCAAGCCGGGAAACGUAGUGUAUUCAAAGGCGAGUGAGGCUGAAAAGAAGCUCUUGCAGGCCAAGUACGAGGUGUUCCUGGAUCAGUGCCGGACGCAGCGUGAGUACCGGAGGAAGAUUGACGAGACAUUGGAGCAGGCUGAGCUUGGAGGGAACUAG
Messenger RNA from Thermochaetoides thermophila DSM 1495, 1830 nucleotides. RefSeq lists its product as uncharacterized. The transcript is spliced from 5 exons. Gene Ontology annotation, biological process: carbohydrate metabolic process. Bases 1 to 1830 code for a protein of 609 amino acids. The record is from RefSeq and is a predicted model, not a curated record. Lineage: Eukaryota; Fungi; Ascomycota; Sordariomycetes; Sordariales; Chaetomiaceae. Gene Ontology annotation, molecular function: phosphotransferase activity, alcohol group as acceptor; kinase activity.